Molecule: messenger RNA, 3696 nt
Organism: Trichoderma breve
Lineage: Eukaryota; Fungi; Ascomycota; Sordariomycetes; Hypocreales; Hypocreaceae
Product: WD domain, g-beta repeat domain-containing protein
Exons: 10
Coding region: 1-3696 (1231 amino acids)
Biological process (GO): microtubule organizing center organization; establishment of mitotic spindle orientation; nuclear migration
Cellular component (GO): microtubule associated complex; cytoplasmic microtubule; kinetochore
Molecular function (GO): microtubule plus-end binding; dynein complex binding
Source: RefSeq, a predicted model, not a curated record
AUGGGACUUAAGAGCUUGUGGAAGCGGGUGAAUACAUCAUCGUCACCUAAUUCUCCUCAGCAAUCCACAGGUAUGUUCAUUCUAGACGGCAAAGAUGAGAGGCUUGGAACUCAGAUUUAUGGCAGAAGCCCGAUUCACGAAGCAAGAAAGAUCGAAUCAAGAGAACCGCAGCAAACAAAACUUUCUAAAUCUCAGAGACUCUGGAACACUGCUUACGAUAGUCUCGAGGAGGAUGAAGACACCGCAGGGCUUGUCACGUCUUAUGUGAAAACCUUGACCACGGUUCUUGAAGCCAGGCCUGACAUUGUUUCUGGCGCCGGCGCUCCAGCCAAUCUGAAAGACCCGACCAUGAGACAAAUGUUUAUGAAGAAACUGGUGGAAGGGGGCCUAGCCAAAAUUUCAACGCCUUCGAAGCUUACGAAAGGCAUGGGCGACGUUGCCCAGUUCAUCAUCUCAGCCAAAGGGUCAAUCGACGCAGCUAUCCAAAACAUACCGCAGGCUGCGCUACCAUGGGCUGGUGUUUGUAUUGGACUGCAGAUUCUUCUGAAUCCCGCAAAAGCGACAAAAUCCAAUCUUUCUGGCAUCGUACACGUCGUCUCUAGAAUGGAUUGGUAUUGUGCUCUCACAGAACAUCUUCUAAAUAAAGAUUGCGUCAACGAGUCUCUUGAAAUGAUUCUGCCCCAGUUAGAGGCAAAGGUCCUCGCGCUCUACAAGGCCCUUCUGCUGUAUCAGAUGAAAAGCGUAUGCUCCUACUACCGGCAGCAGGGCCUUGUCUUCCUCCGCAACCUUGUGAGUUGGGAUGAUUGGAAUGGCGAGCUGAAGACCGUUGAAGAUGCGGAAGCUACUCUUCAGAAGGAUUCAGAUCAGUAUAACAAGUUCCAUGCGAAAAGCGCCCUAGCGCAACUUGUCGAGCGUGCCAAGGGCAUGGAAGAAUUGCUUGGAGACAUACAUCAGACUCUUCGAGAAUUUUUAACCUUGCAAAAGGAACUGCGGCUUGAUGAAAUUGACAGAAAAUGCCGCUGGGAUCUUCGAGUUGUUGAUCCGAGAGACGAUAUGAAGAAAAUCGAGAACAAGAAAGACACUCUACUCCCUGAAGCAUACGAAUGGGUACUUGGCACAGAGCACUCAUGCCAACUGUUGUGGAUAAAGGGACAUGCCGGCACGGGAAAGACGAUGCUCUUGAUGGGCAUCAUUCGCAGCCUUGAGAAACAGCAAGAUUUCCGUGCCCCUGGCAUCUCGUGCUUCUUCUGCCAAGGAACAGAUGUAACUUUGAACAGUGCAACCGCCGCUCUAAGGUCUUUGGUCUGGAUGCUCGUGGUUGAGCAGCCGAAUCUCAUGUCGCAUCUGCGCAAGAAGUACACAGACUCUGGCACAGCUCUUUUCCAAGACUCAAACGCCUUUUUUGCACUCUCUGAAGCAUUUUUGAGCAUGCUAGACGAUCCCGAACUGUCUCCUGUCCUUUUUGUGGUCGAUGCCCUUGAUGAGUGCAACAGGGAAAAGCCGGGGUUGAAUGAAUUACUUGACCUCAUUUCAAAAUCCAUCAAACGCUCUGACAAGGUGAAGCUCAAGAACUUGACUGUGAGUUCACCUAAUAAUUCGGAGAACCUAGUUGAAUUAGAUGCGCAGCGUCUGGCCCGCCCCGUGGAUGCAUACAUCGACCACAAGCUCACGGCCCUGAGGGGUAGAGAUGGGUACGACGCGAGCAUUUUAGCUGAGAUCUCAAAUGAGGUCCGUCAACGAGCUAUGAACACAUUUCUUUGGGUAUCACUUGCAUUUCAGCAUAUCGAAGACAUCCAUGGAGAGUAUGCUGUCCAGGACAUCAAAGCCAUGCCUCCGGGAUUGUUAGAGCUAUACGACCACAUGAUGACCAGGAUUGAGAGCGUGAAGAGGAUAAAGCCUCAAGAUUGCAAGAAAGUUCUGAUAUGCGCCGUUCUUGCGUUCCGUCCCAUCUCUCUCUCUGAGUUGGCCGCUCUGUCUGACAUGUCACACAACAUGACUAUGACGGCUAUUGAGUUAUGCGGCUCAUUUCUGGCAAUGAGAGAGGAAACAGUGUACCUGAUCCACCAGUCUGCCAAGGAUUAUUUAUAUGACAACUUCAAUCGCCGGCUUCAAUCGUCCGAAACUGCCCAAGGGCAUGUAGACAUGGGCAGACGCUCAAUUGGCGCAAUGACUAAGUUUCUGAAACAAAACAUGUAUGGCCUCGAUUACGGUUUCACACCGAAAAACCUCGAACCCCCACAGUGGGAUCGUGUGGCUUCGAUAUGGUAUUCCUGUCUUUUCUGGGCCGACCAUUUCGUCGCCGGAACUAGCGAAAACCCCGAGGGCAAGAGCGCGUUGGUGGAUGAUGGGGAAGUAAUUGGAUUUCUGAGAGAGAAACUCCUGCAAUGGCUGGAAUAUCUAUCCGUACUGGAAAGGCUCUCGGAUGGGCUAUACUCGAUUAGAAAACUUCUACGGAUUACUCAGAAAUCCUCUCAGUUGGCUCGAUUCCUAAAUGACAUCGAAGCAUUUAUCCAAAGUCACGGGUCAAUCAUAGAACGAGCUCCGCUCCAGAUAUAUGCAUCCGCACUGGUUUUCAGCCCAACGACAAGUGAGACGGUAGCAGGAACCAUAACCCAUUGGGAUACGAACCGCCAGACACUCGAGGGACAUGGUUACUGGGUUAGAUCUGUGGCCUUCUCUCCUGACGGUAAGACGCUAGCCUCAGCGUCAGACGACAAGACUAUCCGAUUGUGGGAUGCAGCCACGGGAAGCUACCAACAGACGCUCGAUGGACAUUCUAAGGGUGUAAUAUUGCUAACUUUCUCGCCCGAUGGCAGAAAAUUAGCUUCAGCAUCAGAUGAUACCACAAUCCGGCUCUGGGACGUAGCAACAUGGAGCCACCAAACCUUCAGGGGACAUAGCCAUUGGGUCAAAUCCAUGGCCUUCUCUCCUAACGGCAAGAUGCUAGCCUCAGCAUCAGACGACAAGACUAUCCAACUCUGGGACGCGGCUACAGGAGGCCACAAAAUAUUUAAGAAGGAUAGUGAUUAUCUUAUCUUGUCUCUAGCUUUCUCACCCGACGGUAAAACGUUGGCCUCAGCAUCAGACGAUAAGUCUAUUCGACUCUGGGAUAUAACGACAGGGAGCCAUCAUACUCUCCAAGGACAUGACAAUCUUGUAAGGUCUGUCGCUUUUUCGCCCGAUGGAGGCCACGAAACGCUCAAGGGGCACGAUGACGGGGUUAAUUCUGUGGGUUUUUCACCCGAUGGCAAACUGUUGGCCUCAGCAUCAGACGACGAAACUAUCCGGCUCUGGGAUAUAACUGAAAAGACUUGUCUGCAUACGCUUGAGGGGCAUAGCAAUUGCGUUAGAUCCGUAGCCUUCUCUCCUAACGGCAAGAUUCUAGCCUCUGCAUCAGACGAUAAUACUAUCCGGCUCUGGGAUACAGCCACGGGAAAUCACCUACACACAUUUGAAGGAUAUACGGUUGUGGCUGUGGGAUUUUCGCCCGACGGCAGAUACCUUAUGACGAAUUACGGAUCGCUCCGGUUAGCACACAUAUCCACCUUAUCCGAGCACUUUUCUACUGAGGAUGGCAAGAAAAGCCUCUGGCUUCCUGCUGACUACAGAUCUACUUCAGUAGCAGUAGAUGGAAAUAAGAUGGUACUGGGACAUGAAUCCGGCAGGUUAACGUUCUUGGAAGUAAAUUUUUCAUGA